Messenger RNA from Lampris incognitus (smalleye Pacific opah), 6683 nucleotides. RefSeq names its product Fras1 related extracellular matrix 1a (gene frem1a). Gene Ontology annotation, cellular component: membrane. Lineage: Eukaryota; Metazoa; Chordata; Actinopteri; Lampriformes; Lampridae. Gene Ontology annotation, biological process: cell communication. The transcript has 37 exons. The record is from RefSeq and is a predicted model, not a curated record. The coding region runs from base 5 to 6586 and encodes 2193 amino acids.
CGGGAUGCCUGACGUCGGGCGGCUGGGAGCGAUGGGGUCACGAGGUCAGACUCUCACCUGGGCCCUGCUGCCACUGGUUUUGCUGGGAAUGACCGGCUCAUCACAGGGCUCCCUAGUGAAAGUGAACAGGGGUUUGAGAGUGAGGAGGGGUCAGUCGGCCUACCUUCAGCAAGAUGAUCUGCAGUUCCACAUUCCCCAUCAGAAGGAUGCGUGCAAGGUGGAGGUGGUGCUAAAUGAGCCCAUCACGCAGCGGGUGGGAAAGCUUAGGCCUCAGGUGUUUGACUGCCACUAUCUGGCCAAUGAGGUGAAGUAUGUCCAUAAUGGAUGUCCGCUGCUAAAGGAGGACACUGUGAUGCUACGACUCUACAGGUUGACCGAGACAGAGACGUACAUGGAGGUGUUCUCCCUCAACGUGGACAUUGUGGAACCCGAAUGCAACAUCAUCAAACUGGGGCCCAAGUCGCUUGAGGUACCUGAGUUCUACGGCCUCUCCGACACGGUGGACGGUAAUGUGGUGUCCUUCAGCUAUGAGAGGAGAAGCAACCUGGAGUGCAGCAUCCAUCUGAACAGCCAGGACACACAACUUCCAGCCCACGGCCAGCUGGUCACCGGUGAACCAGAGAAGGCGACCAAAAGAGGGGAUGAGCCUGAGAGCUUCAUCCCUCUACGGCAGCAGUUAGAUAAUAAAGCCCGAGCGAUGUGUAGAACCGACAGCUGCCUGAAGGGUCUGAAGUUAGUGAAGAUCACCAAAAUUCCCUGUGACGAAUUCCUGGUGAUGGGCCUGAGGUACCAGCACAUCCAACCUCCGUCUCCAAGCAUUGACUUUAUCAGAGUCAGACUGGACCUCAAGGACACCAGAAGCGGCAGCAUAUAUCAGUCCGAGCAUGCCUGGAUACCCAUAAGAAUAGCGGGCGCCGUACCCAACCAGCCUCCCAAGCCGUCCUUCAUGUCCGUGUUUAUACUGGAGGUCGACCAGUUUAUCCUCACCCCCUUCUCUACCGCCACGCUCGAUGCUGAAGACGAGGAAAGUCCGAAGCAGCUUUUGGUUUUCAACAUCACCGUGCCCCCCAAGGACGGGUUCAUCAACCACCUCUCUGACCAUACCCGGCCCAUCUCUUCCUUCACCUGGCUGGACCUCAAUGACAUGCUCAUCGGCUAUCAACCCCCCAACUCAUCUCAUGCCCAGCGCAGAAACUACGAGGUUGAAUUUGAGGUCCACGAUUUCUUCUUUGAGAAGAGCCAGUCCCUGGUAGUUCACAUGUCUGUCAGGAACGCAGACACCAACGCCCCCAGAGUGUCGUGGAAUACGGGGCUUAACCUUCUGGAGGGUCAGUCUCGAGCAAUCACGUGGGAGCAGUUCCAGAUAGUGGACAAUGACAACCUGGAGGCUGUGCGCGUCAUCACCGUGGAUGGCCUGCAGCACGGCAGGCUAACUGUGAGAGGUGGAAAGGGCUUCAUGUUUACUGUGGGUGACAUCAGAGCAGGCGUGGUGCGCUACCACCACGAUGACAGCGACACCACCAAAGACUUCAUCAUCUUUCGCAUCACUGAUGGCCGCCACCAGACCAGACACAAGUUCCCAAUCAACAUCCUCCCCAAAGAUGACAGCCCUCCUUUCCUCAUCACCAACAUGCUGCUGGAGGUGUCCGAGGGCCAGACCGCCCUUCUGAGAGGGUCCAUCCUCCAGGCCUCGGAUAUGGACUCUAGUGAUGACUACAUCCUCUUCAACAUCACCCGGCUGCCCCAGGCCGGGGAAAUCAUGAAGGUCUCAGAGCCGGGGCUCACAGGGUACCCCGUCAGCCAUUUUCUCCAGAAGGACCUGUCCCUGUCGGUGGUUUACUACCGCCAUCUGGGGAACGAGGUGUUCGAUGACUCUUUCGAGGUGGUGCUUUCUGAUUUUCACGACCCCCCCAACCUGUCUGAGCCUCAGGUGAUCGUGGUGCACAUCGAACCUGUGCCAGACCAGCCACCCAAAGAGGUCCCGGGUGUGAGCCGGUGUCUUGUGCUCAAGGAGACCGAGGUGGCUUACUUGACAAAGCUGCAGCUCCACUUUGUCGACCAGGAAUCUCCGGAUAGCGAGCUGACGUACAGUGUGACCACCCCGCCUUUCUACACGACCUCCUGCAGCAGCCCUGAUGCUGGGAGGUUGUUCCUUGUUGACAGCAUUCCCAAAUUUACCAAAGAUCCAACAGCUCCGGUGCUGAGACUCUUCACACAACAUGCAGUGAACUUCAUGAAAGUUGCGUACAUGCCUCCCAUCCUGGACAUCGGCUCGUACCCCCAGCAGGUCCAGUUCGUCCUCUCUGUUACCAACCAGCUGGGCAGAACGGUCACCGGCAUCUGCUUUAACAUCACCAUAUUACCAGUGGACAACCAGGCCCCCGAGGUCAGGACCAACCCUGUGACGGUGGACGAGGGGGGAGAGUGCCGGCUUGGUUCUGAACAUUUGCUGCUGUCGGAUGUGGACUCCGUCGAGGAGCUGUUAAAGGUGGAGCUCCGCAGGGAACCUCAGCACGGCACGCUGCAACUGGCUGGCUUUCCCUUCACCCCAGGGAGGGCUUUCACCGUGCAAGACCUGAAAAGCCUAAAAGUUAGAUAUAUUCAUGACAGCUCAGAAACUGUGGAGGAUGACAUUGAAUUCACUGCAACAGACGGAACUAAUUCAGUUGAUUUUGUUCUGCAAGUCAAGGUGAGACCUGUCAAUGACGAGGUCCCGGUGGUGGUGGCCGGCUUGAGGCCUGUACUCGGCUGUGCAGAGGGAAAGGAGGUGGUCAUCACAGCCGAAUACAUCUACGCCACUGACGCAGACAGCGACAACAACAGCUUAGCAUACCUGAUAGCGCGCCAGCCAUACCAUGGUGUGGUGCUCAGAAGCGGCGUUGUGGUCGAGCGUUUCAUUCAAGCAGACGUCUCGGCAGGGAUCAUCUCCUACAGACACACCGGACUAGAGGUUGGACUCACCCCUCGCCAUGACACCGUUACAUUUGUGAUCUCUGAUGGCGAAAUGGAAAACGCUCCUUCGUGCUGUGGCAGAGGACAGCAGGGUAAAAGCAGCGGCAUGGCACAUCUGCCUGUGUAUGACCUCAAAAUCACAGUGUUUCCAGUUGACAGCCAACCACCUUCCCUCACAACAGGAGAGAUCUUUACGGUGGAUGAAGGGGGGGCUGCCCCAGUAACCGUUUCUCAUUUGAGGGCCUCUGACGUGGACACGGCCCUGGAGGAGCUGGUGGUCAGUCUGGUUUCUCCGCCUCAGUUUGGCUAUAUUGAAAAUGUUCUACCCAGCCCUGGCUUUGAAAAAAGCAACAUGGGAAUAAGCAUAGCCUCCUUUUCCUACAAAGACAUCAUGGACGGACACGUGAACUACGUGCAGUCCAGACACCAAAGGAUGGAGCCCACGGCAGACCAGUUCAUGCUUUGUGUGUCCGAUGGCAAGCACAGCUCGGCCGAUGUGCCGUUCCACGUCGUCAUUAGCCCGACCAACGACGAAAUUCCAGAACUUGUGGCGAGGAACAUCACUGUGCGAGAGGGAGGCAGGAAGGAGCUGGACUGGUUGGUUCUGAAUGCGGCGGAUCUGGACGUCCCAAAAGACGAGCUGCAGUUCGUCCUGGUCAAGGCCCCCCGGCAUGGUCGCAUCAUAGCCCACGGUGGUGGAAGACCUGGUGGACGGUCUACCUCCAUGACAACAGAUGCUGCUGGAACGCCCGUAGAAGACUUCACCCUGACAGACCUGAGAAACGGGAUGGAGUUGAUGUAUGUGCAUGACGACUCUGAGGACAUGAAGGACAGUUUCACCAUUCAGCUGACUGACGGGAAGCACCAGCUCCAUAGACAAGUGAUGGUAGAAGUAUUGCCGGUCAACGACGAGGAGCCAGUGGUUGUAAGGAACAACGGUCUGGAGGUGGAACCAGGAGAGGCUAGGCUUAUAUCCAGUGUUACUCUGUUUGCCCGGGACACCGAUACUCCCUCUUCAGAGGUCCUGUACAUGUUUGAGAGUGUUCCCAACCAAGGAGUGCUUCAGCUUAAGGUGGGCCUAGACUGGGUGACCCUGAGCGCUGGGGGAAACUGCACCCAGGAGGCUGUGGACAUGAACCUGCUGCGCUACCUACACACAGGUCUACACGAUGCUUCCACACAGGACUUCUUUGUUUUCUGUUUGCUGGACGGAAAGAAUCGAUCGCCUUCCCAGCGCUUCCACAUCGCUCUCAAAGAUAUGGAGAAAGGAAACAUUGCCAUUUUUGUUAAGCCAGCAAAAGUCGCUCUCGGAGAUCGUGUGGUUCUGACAACAGAUAUGCUGCUGGCCACGGACGGCACAGACAAGCCCGAGGAACUUCUCUAUGUCAUCACCUCCCCACCUGCUGAUGGACACAUAGAAUAUAUCAGACAUCCUGGGCUGGCCAUUUCCUCCUUCAGCCAGAUGGACAUAGCAGCAAACCUCGUGGCCUACGUACAUGACAACAAAGCCACUUUACCUACCGAAACUUUUAAGUUUGUUGUCAGUAACAUCAAGAGCAGCCGCAACGGAACGUUUGAGGUCGCAGUGGAAAUGGUGGAUCGUGUGUUGCCCUCGCUAUCCCACAACGAAGGCCUCACGAUGCCCCAGGGCUCCAGCAUGACCCUCGGCCCCGAGUGUCUGACCCUGUCUGACCCAGAUACUCCACCUGGUUACCUGAUCUUUGUCCUACUCCACCCUCCACAAUAUGGCCAGUUGUUUGUCAGGGGGGUCCAGCUGACUGCCGGCUCAAACUUCAGCCAGCAGGACGUAGAGGAUUUGGAGGUAACGUACAAGCAUGGUGGAGGCCCGUCGCAGAUCGACCGAUUUGCCUUCACCGCCUCGGACAGCACGAAAAGGGGCUUUCUGCUGGAUGGGCGGUUACACACGGAGCCUGUGUUCUUCACCAUCCAGAUCAAGCCCCUGGACAACGUGCCCCCGGAGGUUGUGAGACUCCACGUUCUUUGGAAGGCGGAGCGUUUAGCUGACGGCCGCUACGGGAUCUUCCUGUCAUCGCGGGAGCUGAAGGCGCGGGACAGCCACACCAGCGAAGAAGAGCUCGUGUUUCGCAUCGUUCGCCCGCCCUACUUCGGUUACUUGGAAAACGUCACGACAGGAGAGUUUGUGCUGCAGUGCUUCUCUCAGACGGACUUGAACAAGAGGGCUAUUGUCUACAUCAUCAAUCCCACCAGAGAGUCUCUCUCCGAUAGCUUGGAGUUCAGAGUGUUCGAUCCUCUAGGGAACGCUGGCCCUUCCCAUACACUUAAACUCCACUGGUCCAGCGUGGAGCUGGCUCAGCCCGAGUACUCGGCAUGCGAGGACCAGAAAACCGUCUCGCUGGACAUCGUUCGAAAGGGCAACAUGGCAGAAUCCUCAUAUAUCACCACCAAGAUUAAUGAGAUUACUGCCACCGCUGGGAAAGAUUUCCUGCUAGGCCCGUCCUCCCUCAUCCAGUUUGACCCAGGUGUGUCAAAGAGGAGCUGGCAAACUGGGAUUGUUCAGGACCAUCUUGAGGAGGCUGAAGAGAUGUUUGAGGUGGCGUUGAUGUUGCCUGAAGGUGCAGUGUUGGGAGGCAUCUCCAAAACUCGAGUUACAAUCUGGGACUCUGGAAGCGGGCGGUGCAGGAGACAGCAGGCUGGGGAGGCUCCUUUUCUCCGGGGGAAAGAAGUGCAGUCGGAGGCCUACCCCCAGCACGGAUCCAUCCAGCUGGAGAAGCUCCCCCUCGUCCCAGGUUCCCAGCUCGUCUGGACUCGUGGGGAUGGCCUGUCCAAGCCUGAACCAAGUCUCUCGAGAAAGAACCUCCGAGCGAUGGGCAACCCCAAGACGAUUUCACCUUCAUCGGUUCAUCGCAACGGUACCGACACUAUUUACACGUACCACGGCGUCAUGCAGAUGCAAGUAGAGGACGACAACUCCCCGUCAAGGAAGGGGAGGAAGGCCAGUGUCCGGGUGGUCGGCAGACUCCCACAGCGGACGUCGCCAGCCGCGACAAAGGCUGAAUCUGUCCCACAGCACAAGACCACCAGCUCCAAUGGCAUCCCGCGCUUUACCUGUGCCCCUGCCACAGUGGACAACACCGUCACCAAGCCCUGUGUGCCGGAGCUCAUGGGCCUCCUGCACUUCAACCAAACCAGCAGCCAGCUCCUCCACUGCAAUGGAGUUUCAUGGAGACCCUGGUCACCGACUGACGAGAUGGUGAGUGCUCAGAUGUGCCACCAGGGCUGGACCUUCCAUGGUGGAUACUGUUACCUCCUCAGCAGGGAGAACAAGGCAACAUGGAGCACCGCUAACAGGGCCUGCAGGGAGAAAUACCAAGGCAACUUAGCCAGUGUCCUCUCUGAGGCCGAUAUGGACUGGUUGUGGGACUUCAGCGGGAGGAAACCAUUUUGGAUCGGUCUGAAUGACAGGGAGAGGCGAGGUCGCUGGGAGUGGGUGGGCAGAGAACCCGUAAGCUACACGAACUGGAGGAAGACCCCGCCUCGGUCGAAGAUGAAGGGCAGCAAAAAGUGUGUCCUGGUGUGGAGGAGGGCCAAAUGGCAGAUCAGAGACUGCAAGAACAGCAAAGGGCACCACUACAUGUGUUCUGUCAAGACUUGAAACGAGUGUGAUGCCACACAUCACAUCACAACAGUGUUUCUGGAGAGAAGCAGGAGCCGCGACUGAUCCUCAGGACAACUACACACCUGCUACACAA